GCAGGAUGUAUAGUAACACGUCAUUCUACGGUGGUACAAGAACAGACGGAUGCGGCGAAUUUUUCGUAAUAAAGUUGUCUUUUCCACCUGAAUGACCAUCUGUCCUGUAGUAUUAUUUUAUUUAUACAUUAUUUAUUGACGUUACGAUUAUAAACCGGAUCCAACUUAAAGUGUCUCUGCGUAGCUGGAAUGGCCACGUACCAGGAGUUUAUCCAGCAGAAUGAGGACCGUGAUGGGGUACGAUGCAGUUGGAACCUUUGGCCUUCCAGCAGACUAGAGGCCACACGACUGGUGGUCCCAGUCUCUUGCCUUUUCACCCCUCUUAAAGAGCGUCCCGACCUUCCUCCUGUGCAGUAUGAGCCUGUGCUCUGCAGUCGAGCCAGCUGCAAAGCCGUUCUCAACCCCCUCUGUCAAGUGGACUUCAGAGCUAAGAUCUGGGCAUGCAAUUUCUGCUUCCAGAGAAACCCUUUCCCUCCAUCAUAUGCAGGCAUUUCAGAGGUGAAUCAGCCCGCUGAACUCAUGCCACAGUUUUCCACUAUUGAGUACAUAGUACAGCGUGGUCCCCCAACUCCGCUUGUCUUCCUGUAUGUGGUGGACACGUGCUUGGAGGAGGAGGACUUGCAAGCCCUGAGGGAAUCUCUGCAGAUGUCUCUCAGCCUGCUGCCCCCAAAUGCCCUGGUAGGACUCAUUACAUUUGGCCGUAUGAUCCAGGUCCAUGAGCUCAGCUGUGAAGGCAUUGCCAAGAGUUAUGUCUUCCGUGGGACCAAGGAGCUUUCUCCCAAACAGAUUCAGGAGAUGCUGGGUCUGAUGAAGCCAGCAGCCUCAGGACAGCAAGGCAGACCUCUGGCCCCUCAAGAUGCUGCCACUUCUUGCAGAUUUCUGCAGCCUGUGCAUAAAGUAGAUAUGAACCUGACUGACCUACUUGGCGAGCUACAGAGGGACCCCUGGCCUGUUCCACAGGGAAAGAGACCACUUCGUUCCACAGGCAUUGCUCUCUCCAUUGCUGUAGGACUACUGGAGGGUACAUUCCCAAAUACUGGAGCUCGUGUGAUGCUUUUCAUGGGAGGGCCUCCCACCCAGGGUCCUGGCAUGGUGGUAGGGGAUGAAUUGAAGACUCCCAUCCGGUCAUGGCAUGACAUUCAAAAGGACAACGCCCGUCAUAUGAAGAAGGCUAUCAAGUACUAUGAGGCUUUGGCGAACCGUGCUGCAGUGAAUGGACACAGCAUUGACAUCUAUGCCUUUGCUCUGGACCAGACUGGAUUACUGGAGAUGAAGUGUCUGUCCAAUCUUACAGGGGGACACAUUGUCAUGGGAGACUCCUUCAACACCUCUCUGUUCAAGCAGACAUUCCAGAGAGUCUUCAGUAAAGACUACAAUGGGGAAUUCCACAUGGCUUUUGGAGGAGUUUUAGAAGUCAAGACCUCAAGAGAACUGAAAGUGGCAGGAGCUAUUGGACCCUGUGUGUCUCUCAACAGUAAAGGACCUUGUGUCUCAGAGAAUGAGUUGGGAGUUGGUGGUACCUGCCAGUGGAAGAUUUGUAGUCUUAGCCCAUCCACCACACUUGCUCUAUAUUUUGAAGUGGUGAAUCAGCACAACUCACCCAUCCCUCAGGGAGGCAGAGGGGCCAUCCAGUUUGUCACGCAGUACCAACACUCUAACACGCAGAGGAGGAUCCGCGUCAGCACCAUCGCAAGAAACUGGGCAGAUGCACAGUCUCAGAUUCAGCACAUUGAGUCGUCCUUCGACCAGGAAGCUGCUGCUGUUCUCAUGGCGAGGCUGGGCGUGUUCAAGGCAGAGUCAGAGGAAGGUCCAGAUGUUCUCCGCUGGCUUGACAGACAGCUCAUUCGUCUGUGCCAGAAGUUCGGACAGUUCAAUAAAGAUGACCCUAAUUCCUUCAGGCUAUCGGAAUCCCUGUCUCUCUACCCUCAGUUCAUGUUCCACUUGAGGAGGUCUCCGUUUCUGCAGGUGUUCAAUAACAGUCCUGAUGAGUCAUCCUACUACAGGCACCACUUUCUGCGCCAGGACCUAACACAGUCACUUAUCAUGAUCCAGCCCAUCCUCUACUCCUAUUCAUUCUUUGGCCCUCCUGAGCCUGUUCUUUUGGACAGCAGCAGUAUCCUUCCAGAUCGUAUUCUAUUAAUGGACACGUUUUUCCAGUUGGUCAUCUACCAUGGAGAGACUAUUGCUCAGUGGCGGAAAGCAGGUUACCAAGACAUGCCAGAGUAUGAGAACUUUAAGCAGCUGUUGCAGGCUCCUCUAGAUGAUGCUCAGGAGAUCCUGCAAACCCGCUUCCCUAUGCCCCGCUACAUUGACACAGAGCAUGGAGGAUCGCAGGCCCGCUUCCUGCUUUCUAAAGUGAACCCCUCCCAAACGCAUAACAACCUCUAUGCCUGGGGGCAGGAGGCUGGAGCACCCAUUCUCACAGAUGACGUCAGCCUCCAAGUGUUCAUGGACCAUCUGAAGAAACUUGCUGUGUCCAGCUCAGCCUGAAGCAUGCAAAAGGGAAGAACAAAAACAUAAAUCUGAUCCUCCACUGUGGGGCAGAAUUACCAUUUUCAUUUCAGCCUUUGGCCUUGAUGCCUCAAAAAGUGUUUUCAUCUUUGUUCAAGAAUUCUUCAGUAUGUAUCAAAAAAUCUUGUAAAACCUUGUUGUCAAAAGUCAUGGUGUACUCAGAUGUGCAUACACAACCUUGGGACUGAUUUAACGGUUUCCUGGUAAAUGGGAUAUGUUAUUUUGAUAUGUGGGAGGUCUUGUCAAGGUUCAAAUGCCUCACAAUUGUAACAAGCCCACUGUGUCUCAUUACAGUGUAACUACAGGUACAAAUAUGCAGGUGUGAUUGUCAUUUUCCUGAUCUAUAAAUUUGAAGCAUGUACAGUAAGUCAUUUAAAAAGAAAAGUAGAGUGUAUUUUGGUUUGUAAUUUGCACUCAUAGAACCAAAUGAAUAGUUUAAAUCCAUUUAUUUACUGGCACAGAAUUUUCUGCAGGGCCCUUUCUGACCUGUCAGUGUUUGAGUUUUGUUUCUGUUUGGAUCAUUUGUGUUUGUCUAACGCCACAAUAUUUUCUCUACACUGCAUAGAAUUCUCAUAGUAAGAAUUUUUAAUUGUUAAUGUAUAGAUUUACAUUCCAGAUAUAACUUGAUUGUUAAUAAUGAAUGCUAUGCAUAAAUUUUAUUUCAACAACAGUGA
Molecule: messenger RNA, 3185 nt
Organism: Colossoma macropomum (tambaqui)
Lineage: Eukaryota; Metazoa; Chordata; Actinopteri; Characiformes; Serrasalmidae
Gene: sec23b
Product: SEC23 homolog B, coat complex II component
Exons: 19
Coding region: 190-2490 (766 amino acids)
Biological process (GO): intracellular protein transport; COPII-coated vesicle budding; endoplasmic reticulum to Golgi vesicle-mediated transport
Cellular component (GO): COPII vesicle coat; endoplasmic reticulum exit site
Molecular function (GO): zinc ion binding; GTPase activator activity
Source: RefSeq, a predicted model, not a curated record